Mesocricetus auratus (golden hamster) is the source of this 2316-nucleotide messenger RNA. RefSeq names its product myeloid cell nuclear differentiation antigen (gene Mnda). Lineage: Eukaryota; Metazoa; Chordata; Mammalia; Rodentia; Cricetidae. Gene Ontology annotation, biological process: response to bacterium; positive regulation of interleukin-1 beta production; cellular response to interferon-beta. Gene Ontology annotation, molecular function: double-stranded DNA binding. The transcript has 7 exons. The record is from RefSeq and is a predicted model, not a curated record. Bases 262 to 1551 code for a protein of 429 amino acids. Gene Ontology annotation, cellular component: nucleolus.
ACUCUCCCCAAGGAGACAGCACAGCGUAAGACAUCUAGCACUGGUCAGAUUAAGACUUUACUUUAACCAGUUCCCUUGGCUUUCCUGUUGUUCUGUACAUACUGCAUUUUCUCAGCAUUUAAUGAGAUUUUAACACCCUGGUGUGUACCUUUUUCUGCCUACAAAAAAUAGACAAGCCCUAUUUCCUGCCUUGCUGAGGAUCUUCAAUCUAAACAUUGCUGAGAAGAAUUCCAGGGAGGCUCAUCCAUAAUUUGAGAAAUAAUGAAUAAAUACAAGAAAAUUGUUCUUAUAAAAGGAUUCGAAGUCAUGGAUGACUACCAUUUUAGGACAAUCAAGUCCUUACUAAGAAAAGAAUUAAAUCUAUCUAAAAAGAUGCAAGAUGAUUAUGACAGAAUUCAGAUUUCUGACCUGAUGGAGGAUACAUUCCCAAAAGACGCUGGACUGGACAAACUGAUAGAAGUGUGUCAAAGCAUUAAAGAACUUCAAGAUCUUGUGAAAAAUCUUAAAACAGAGAAGGCAAAAGUAAAACCAAAAAACACACAGGAAAAAAAGAGACAAGAAGUAAGCUCUGCUACACCUACAUCAACUACAAGCAACACUGUAGCAUCUGACGGAGGACAGACAUCCACAGCUCAGAAAAGAAGAAGUGUGGAUAAAGGAAAGACUGGAAUGAAGAAGACCAAGAGGUCUGAGGGGCCAGAUCACCUUCUCUGCCCUGGAGAAGGCACAGCCAGAUGCCAGUCCCCGGGUCUCCAGGUCUCGUCUUCGGCUCCAUCCAGCACUUCCAUGGCUAAGAACCAAAACACACAGACCCCAAACCAGAGCAUUACCAGAGGUGCUGUUCUCCUAAAGGAUCCCAUGACAGUGGUGGUGCUCAGUGCAACAGACCCAUUUGAGUAUGAGUCAUCGGAACAUGGAGUGAAGAACAUGUUUCAUGCUACAGUGGCUACUGUGGACCAGUAUUUCCAUGUGAAAGUUUUCAACAUCAACCUGAAAGAAAAGUUCACAAAAGAUAAUUUCAUCAUAAUCUCCAAUUACUUGAAGUUCAAAGGAAUCCUAGAUAUUAAAGAAUCUUCCACUGUGAUAGAAGCUGGUCCUGACCAAAAGAUUGAAGUCCCCAAUAAGGUUAUCCGAAAGGCAAAUCAAUCUCCCAAGAUUUCAGAUAUUCACAAGAAUGUACCUGGAACACUGGUUUAUGGGUUAUUUAUGUUACACAAGAAAAAGGUGAAUCCAAAAAACACAAUCUACGAAAUAAAAGAUGAUACAGGAAAUAUAGAAGUUAUAGGGAAUGGAAAAUGGUACAACAUCAACUGUGAGGAAGGAGAUAAACUUCGACUCUUCUGCUUUCAACUCAAAACAAUUGACAAGCAGCCAAAAUUGGUGUGUGGCGAUCACAGUUUCAUUAAGGUCACCAAGGCUGCGAAUAAAAAGAAAGUAUCCACUGCCAACUUGAACCCAAAAAAUGAAGAAGGAAGUGGCUACCCACAAGUCCAAUUCAGUGUUUUUAACAGUGGAGCUUUUAAAAUAGAGACACCAACCAAUUGGAAAUAAACAAUAGCUUUUAGCAUUACAUUCAAGAAUUUAAUAGUUUUCAUAUCUGAUUUGUGACUAUGUAUUUUCAUUUAAAAUGUCUUAUUCUGUUUUUCUAUGAAAAUUACACUUGAAUUAAAUUUCUCUUGUGUAGACAUAAUAAAAAUUUCUUUUUAAUAGGGUACCAUCAUUCAGACUAAGCAGUCGUCCACAGUAUGGGUAAAGAUUUUUUACCAACUGCAUUUCUAAUAAAUGGCUGAUAGCCAAAAUCAAUAAAGAACUAAAAAAAACUAGAUAAUCAAGGAAACAAAUACCCUAUUUGAAAAAUGGGAUAAAGAUCUAAACAGAGAAUUCUCAAAAGAGGAAACUCAGAAGGCUGAGAAACUCUUAAAGAAAUGUUCAACAUCCUGAGCCAUCAGGGUAUUGCAAAUCAAAACUAUUUUGACAUUUCAUCUUAAGUCUGUCUGAAUGGCUAAGAUCAGUAAAACAAGUGAGAGCUCAUUGCUGGUGGAAUGCCAACUUCUGUCAGUCCUCUUUUAAACACUCUCAAUGAAACUCACAAUUUUUGCUGUUUUUGUCUGAGGAGCCUUUUCCAGACUCAAAAGCAUAAGAUGUUAUCCUUGGUUCUCUUUAGAAAGUUUGUAGGCGAUUUCUUUUUCUUUUAGACUAUUAUCUGUGUUUUUCCUUAUUUUAAGAUGUGAAAUGGAUUGUCUUUAAUAUGAAUAUGGAAUUUGUCCCAUUAAAAUGAUUUCUUGGAGAAUAUGCUUGAAUAAACUCCUAUCUCCA